GGAAAAGAUAAGAAAGGAAUAAAAAAAAUGGGUUCCCAUGUGGUCUGGUGAUGCAGAUUACGAAAUAUUUGAAGUUCAUGGGUGGCUUACAAAUAUGGCUGUGGACUUAGGCAAGAGAUCAUGCACCUGUGGUUUUUGACAACUAAGUGGGAUGCCAUGUGUGCAUGCAUGUGCCGCUUUGGCCAGGGCUGGUGGAAGGCUAGAUGAAUUCUGUCAUAGCUGGUUGACCAUGGAAGUAUACAACAACACCUAUGGCUUCCAUAUAAAUCCAAUUCCUAGCCAGGCACUGUGGGAGAAAUCACCUUAUAAUAGACCUCAAGCACCAAAGUUCAAGAAGAAGUCAAGGCCAAUCAAGAAGAAAAGAAGAAAGGAUGCUGAUGAGGAGCCAAGUAAAGGCAAGAAGCAGAAGACCUCAAUGAAGAGAGUUCAUAAAAAAGGACAUUGUCGCUAUUGUGGUGAAUCUGGUCACACAAAGAGGAACUGUCAUAAGAGGGCCGUUGAUAAAGAAUCAGUUGCUGUGGCGGCGGCUGCUGCUGCUGCUAAUUCUGAUACUAAUGGAGGUGAGGUCAACAAUUCUGCUCCAACUACUGCUGUAAAUGGUGGUGAUGCCCCAGCUGUGUCACAGGAUCAGGUUGAGAUUCAGCUUGAUCUUAGUCAGCCUAUUAUGUCAAAAACUGAUGACUCGCAACAGGUGCAACCAUCUCCUGUUCGGCCAUUCAAACUGCCUCCUAAGAGAAAGUUGUCCACACCCACUGCUACCACCCAACCAACCAGCACCCCAUCUGCAAGCACUCCAUCUCCUCCAUCUGCAAGUACUCCAUCUGCAAGCACUUUCCCAACAAGCAGUCAUCCUGGAAGCACUGAAACAGCAACGAAUCUACCAGCAAUGCGAUUUGUGCCUAAUCUGGGAUUCAAGCCACCCAGAACCAAGAAUUACUGACUUAGUUUUUUAUAUUUAGGGACAGUAGGGUGUCUUUAUUUGUCUGUUUUGCUGAAGUAAUGUACUGUUUAUGCUUUCUUGCUUACAAUUCGAGUGUUGGAGAUUGAAAACU
Arachis duranensis is the source of this 1052-nucleotide messenger RNA. RefSeq lists its product as uncharacterized. The record is from RefSeq and is a predicted model, not a curated record. The coding region runs from base 152 to 940 and encodes 262 amino acids. The transcript has 3 exons. NCBI's taxonomy places the organism in Eukaryota, Viridiplantae, Streptophyta, Magnoliopsida, Fabales, Fabaceae. Gene Ontology annotation, molecular function: nucleic acid binding; zinc ion binding.